AUCAAUCAAAGUGAAUGAGCAGAUUAUUCUCAGUAAUAAGCGGAGCAGUGACUCUGUAUCACUUGUCAGCUCAAGAUGCUCAUCGUAAAAUUACUUCACUUAAUAGCAGCUUGUCUAUUUGCUGGUGUAAACGCUGGCUACCUCUACCCCAGAGAGUCGGAGUUCCGGGAGAUGAAGUCAUUAGAUGGCUUUUGGGAUUUUUACAUUCCCCCAAAAUUCCUACAAAACAGCUUCUGUCAUGAGCAAGAAGAUUUGCCCCAUUUUGGACUGAAAUCCGGCUACGGUAGAUUGCUGAGGAUGCCAGUGCCCGCCAGCUUCAAUGACAUCACUGUCGACGUUGACUUGCGCGACUACGUUGGCAUCGUGUGGUAUGAGCGCUCGUUUUUUGUGCCUUCGAGCUGGAAAAAUCAGCGCGUCUUCAUCCGCUUUGCCAGCGUGCACUACAUGUCUUCCGUGUGGGUAAACGGAAAAUUUGCAGUGGGUCAUGAGGGCGGACACUUGCCCUUUGAGGCUGACAUAAGUUCGAUGCUCAAUUUUGGCAAGAGCAAUCGAGUCACUGUCUCUGUCAGCAACGUGCUGUCCAACGUGACUGUACCCCAGGGACAUCUGCUGGAACUUAAUACCAGCACUGAGCCCAGGAUAGUGCAGAUGUACUCGUUCGAUUUCUUCAAUUACGCUGGCAUUCACCGGCCAGUGGUUCUCUACGCCGUGCCCACCACCCACAUCUCAGACAUCAACAUCACAUCCUCGGUUUCCGCUCAAAAUGAUGUCUACAAUGCGUCGUUGAGCUAUGCUGUGAACGUUGAUGGCGACGCCUUCGAUGUUGAAUGCAGAAUCAACCUGAUCGACGGUUACGGUGUCGUCAGGGUGUCCCAGCACGAGGGGUGCCAAGGAGUUAUUUUCGUUUCUAAAGCAAUACUGUGGUGGCCGAUUUUCAUGAGCCCAUCACCGGGUCAUCAAUACAGUUUUGAGGUCAAGCUUAUAAAUACCGAAGGAGUCGUUGUCGAUAUAUAUAGGCUGCCCAUCGGGAUUAGAGAAGUUAAGAUGCGGGGGAAUUCUAUCCUCAUGAAUGGGCAACCUGUAUACAUCCGUGGCGUUGGAAAACACGAGGAUGCCGACAUUAGAGGAAGAGGUUUCGACCUGCCGAUAAUGGCACGCGACGUCGAGUUGAUGAAGUGGAUGGGCGUAAAUUGUUACCGAACGUCUCACUACCCUUACUCGGAGGAGAGCAUGCAAUUGGCCGAUAGGGAAGGCUUCAUGGUCAUUGACGAGGCUCCUGCCGUCAAUAUCGAAUAUUUUUCGGAGGAAUUGAAACUGAAACACGAGCGUGUACUGGCUGAACUGAUCCGUCGGGACAAGAAUUACGCCUCAGUUACUAUGUGGUCCAUUUCCAACGAGCCCAGAACGCAGUUUAACCAAUCUGAAUCUUAUUUCAGAUAUUUGCGAGAUUCCGUGCGAGCAAUGGAUCCGACAAGACCCAUUACCAUCGUUAUUUUCAAGUCGGUCGAAUUGGAGUUUUCAGGCCACUUGUGCGACGUUUUGUGUCUAAACCGCUACAAUGGGUGGUACUUGAACGAGGGCCACUUGGACGCCAUCACCCCAGCAGUAAUCGAUGAGGUGCGUGCUUGGUACAAGAAAUACGGAAAACCAGUCAUCAUGGCUGAAUCCGGGGGCGACACAAUGAUUGGCUUGCACAGACUUCCCUCAUUCAUCUGGUCCGAGGAGUAUCAGGAGGACCUACUGUCUGAGCACUUCAGGGCGUUCGACGUUUUACGCAGCGAGGGAAUUUUCAUCGGCGAAAUGAUCUGGAACUUUGCCGACUUCAUGACAUCUCAAAAAUACAUUCGGGUCGGAGGAAACAGGAAAGGAGUCUUCACAAGAGACCGGCAGCCCAAGGCUGGGGCAUUUGUUCUGCGCCAGAGGUAUUUGGAGCUUGCCCACGAGCUGGACCACGCAUCUUUGCCCACCAAACGCUACGUUAGUACGCUGGUGCACUCGCCUAUAAACAUUGCUGACUGUCCGAAAUAACUACAGCAAAUUUUUAUCUU
Cloeon dipterum is the source of this 2048-nucleotide messenger RNA. Its product is annotated as beta-glucuronidase-like. Gene Ontology annotation, biological process: carbohydrate metabolic process; glucuronoside catabolic process. Bases 76 to 2028 code for a protein of 650 amino acids. Lineage: Eukaryota; Metazoa; Arthropoda; Insecta; Ephemeroptera; Baetidae. The record is from RefSeq and is a predicted model, not a curated record. Gene Ontology annotation, molecular function: carbohydrate binding; beta-glucuronidase activity. The transcript is spliced from 13 exons.